UUUAAAUCAAACAUAGGAACAAGAAUUUAAAUUUGAUGUUAGUCAAUACUAAAAUGCCAUUUCCCACCUACUAUCAAUUUUAAUAUGGCUUAAAAUCUGAAUAUUCCGUAAAUAAGUACUUUGAAAAUAAUACCUUGGGGUUAAAAUAUCAGGAAACAUGAGAAAUUAUUUUUUUUCUUUAAGUGAAAUUCUGCGAUAUUGGGUGUAGUGCACAAUACUCACAAUUUCAGGCACAAGGUGUCGCUCUUUCCUUGAUGAAAAUAGUUCAUUCAAGGGUUGGUCUGACCAUCCAGGAACUCCCCAUAUAAAACGACUCCAUCAAGCCGGUCGCGACUGUUAACGGAUCCUAUGAAGCUUCUAAAAAAUUCAGCGAGAUUUUAAACCCGAAACUGGAGUCUCUGGUACUGUAAGUGUAAAGAAUCAUUUUUUGCAAGUUAAUGUCGUGUGCAAUGUUUGGGGUUCAAAGAGGGGGACUGGACACUCAGCAACUGCUGCUGUCGCUUCUGCUAUUCGCGCUCUGGGAGGCCGGGAGCGGCCAGGUCCACUACGCGGUCCCCGAGGAGGCCAAGCACGGCACCUUCGUGGGCCGCAUCGCGCAGGACCUGGGGCUGGAGCUGGCGGAGCUGGUGCCGCGCCUGUUCCGGGUGGCGUCCAAGGGCCGCGGGGACCUCCUGGAGGUAAAUCUGCAGAAUGGCAUUUUGUUUGUGAAUUCUCGGAUCGACCGCGAGGAGCUGUGCGGGCGGAGCGCGGAGUGCAGCAUCCACCUGGAGGUGGUGGUGGAGCGGCCGCUGCAGGUGUUCCACGUGGAGGUGGAGGUGAAGGACAUUAACGACAACCCGCCGGUGUUCUCUCUCAGAGAACAAAAGCUGCUGAUUCCGGAAUCGAAGCCACCUGACUCUCAUUUUCCUCUAGAGGGCGCCUCUGAUGCGGAUACAGGAGAGAAUGCUCUAUUGACUUACAGACUAAGUCAAAAUGAAUAUUUUUCUUUAGAAUUACCAAGAAAUAGUAAGCAGACUAAUAGACUAUCACUUACACUAAAGAAACCUCUGGAUCGGGAGAAAACUCCGGAAAUUAGUUUGCUACUGACGGCUGCAGACCAGGGAAAGCCGGAGCUAACUGGCACGGCUCAGCUUUUCAUCUGCAUCUUGGAUAUUAACGACAAUGAUCCAGAAUUUGAACAACCAGAAUACAAGGUGAGAUUAAUGGAAAAUGCAGCCAAAGAAACGUUUGUGAUAAAAUUGAACGCUACAGAUCUAGAUGAAGGCGCCAAUGGGGAGGUCACAUACUCCUUGUCGUCCAUUAGGCCCAAUGGAAAGCCCUUCUUCACAAUAGGUAAGAAUAGCGGAGAGGUGAGGGUCAAUGGAACUUUAGACUAUGAAACAAACAAGUUUUAUGAAAUUGAAGUACAGGCCACAGAUAAGGGAAAUCCUCCAAUGGCAGGUCACUGUACGGUCUGGGUAGAAAUCUUAGAUGCCAAUGAUAAUGCGCCUGAGAUCACCGUGACUUCCCUGUCUCUCCCAGUACCGGAGGCCACUCAGCCUGGCACCGUCAUUGCGUUAAUUAGUGUAUCCGACCGCGAUUCUGGUGCGAACGGACAGGUGAUCUGUUCUCUAACGCCCGAAGUUCCCUUCAAGAUCAUGUCCACCUUCAAGAACUACUACUCACUAGUGCUGGACAGCGCCCUGGACCGGGAGAAGGUGUCACACUACGAGUUGGUGGUGACAGCGCGGGACCAGGGUUCGCCUUCUCUGUCGGCCACAGCCAGCGUGUCCGUGGAGGUGGCCGACGUGAACGACAACGCGCCGCUGUUCGCGCAGCCCGAGUACACGGUGUUCGUGAAGGAGAACAACCCGCCCGGCGGCCACAUCUUCACGGUGUCGGCGCGGGACGCGGACGCGCAGGAGAACGCGCGGGUGUCCUACUCGCUGGUGGAGCGGCGGGUGGGCGAGCGCGCGCUGUCGAGCUACGUGUCGGUGCACGCGGAGAGCGGCCAGGUGUCCGCGCUGCAGCCGCUGGACCGCGAGGAGCUGGAGCUGCUGCAGUUCCAGGUGAGCGCGCGCGACGCGGGCGAGCCUCCUCUGGGCAGCACCGUGACGCUGCAGGUGUUCGUGCUGGACGAGAACGACCACGCGCCCGCGCUGCUGCCUCCGGCCCCGGGCGGCCCGGGUGCGUGCGGGCCGGGGAAGCCCGUGCUGGUGUGCUCCAGCGCCGUGGGGAGCUGGUCGUACUCCCAGCAGAGGCGGCAGAGGGUGUGCUCUGGGGAGGGACCGCCCAAGACGGACCUCAUGGCCUUCAGCCCCAGUCUUCCUCCGGGUCCGCAUAAAGAAGAUGGAGCGGAAAGGCAGGAGACCGGGUCAAACCAUUUUGAGCAGAGUGACAUGUUUCCAGUAGAUGGUCUUCAGAUACAUUCUGUCACAGGUGCUGCCUUCUUUCAAGAUGAGACGCACUUUGCUCUUCAGACAUUUUCUGUCGAUAACACCGGCAUCUUUUGGCUGCGGAACUAUGUUGUAUCAACAGUUGUUCUUUAG
Myotis davidii is the source of this 2528-nucleotide messenger RNA. RefSeq names its product protocadherin alpha-11. NCBI's taxonomy places the organism in Eukaryota, Metazoa, Chordata, Mammalia, Chiroptera, Vespertilionidae. Gene Ontology annotation, cellular component: plasma membrane. The transcript is spliced from 3 exons. Bases 438 to 2528 code for a protein of 696 amino acids. Gene Ontology annotation, biological process: homophilic cell-cell adhesion. The record is from RefSeq and is a predicted model, not a curated record. Gene Ontology annotation, molecular function: calcium ion binding.